This is a messenger RNA of Eublepharis macularius, 6326 nucleotides long. RefSeq names its product prostaglandin I2 synthase (gene PTGIS). Bases 1 to 1521 code for a protein of 506 amino acids. Lineage: Eukaryota; Metazoa; Chordata; Lepidosauria; Squamata; Eublepharidae. The record is from RefSeq and is a predicted model, not a curated record. Gene Ontology annotation, biological process: prostaglandin biosynthetic process. The transcript has 10 exons. Gene Ontology annotation, molecular function: prostaglandin-I synthase activity; heme binding; oxidoreductase activity, acting on paired donors, with incorporation or reduction of molecular oxygen.
AUGGAGUGGCUGUGCCCCGCCGCCUGCCUCGGGCUACUCCUGCCGCUGCUGCUGCUGCUGUUGAUUUCUCGCCUCCGGAGGUGUCGGCUGCCAGGUGAACCGCCACUUGAUAAAGGCCUUGUUCCAUGGCUUGGGCACGCUCUGGAAUUUAGCAGAGAUGCUGCCAAGUUCCUCUCUGCAAUGAAGCAGAAGCAUGGGGAUAUUUUCACAAUUAAAGCUGCAGGGAAAUUCAUCACGUUCUUAUUGGACCCCCGUUCCUACGAUGCAGUGCUUUGGGAAUCCCGCUGCAAGCUAGACUUUGGUCAAUAUGCACGCCUCUUAAUGGACCGAAUGUUUGAUGUCCAACUGCCGGAUUAUGACCCUAAUGCAGAGAAAGUCAUGCUUAGAGCGACUCUGCAAAGCAAAAACCUUCCCUCUCUAACAAAGGCAAUGUUCUUCAAUUUACAAACCAUUCUGCUUUCUGACCCAAGUAAGCCCAGUCGGCAAUGGAAGGAAGGAGGUCUCUUUCAUCUUGCCUACAGUACGAUGUUCAGAGCUGGAUACCUGACACUGUAUGGUAACGAAAGCAAGAAUUACGAAGAUGCCUCCGGUCAAGCUCAAGACUUGGCGCAUUCCCUGGAAGUCUAUAAUGAGUUUUAUAAACUGGACCGUCUUUUGAUGAAAGCUGCUCGGUCCAUGUUGAAUGCAGCGGAAAAGAAGGAAUUUGGCAGCACCAAGAAGAAUCUCUGGAAGUUACUGUCUGUGAGAAGCUUGAACCACAGAGCGAACAGAAGUGCUUGGCUGGAGAGUUAUCAACGGCAUUUGGUCGACCUAGGAGUGGGCGAAGACAUGCAAACGAGAGCAAUGCUCUUACAGCUCUGGAGUACGCAGAGCAAUGCAGGACCUGCCGUUUUUUGGCUUCUCCUGUUCCUUUUGAAACACCCCUUGGCCAGGGCAGCUGUUCAAGGCGAAGUGGAGGGAAUAUUUCGAACCAGAAGACAAACAAUUGGACAAAUGCAGAUGACCAGCCAAGAGGUUUUGGACAACACACCAAUUUUUGACAGCGUAUUGAAUGAAACACUGCGUUUGACAGCCGCUCCUUUUAUCAGCAGAGAAGUCCUUCAAGACAUGCCUCUGAGAUUGGCAAGCGGCAGAGAGUACAUCCUGAGAAAGGGAGAUAGACUUUGCCUCUUUCCGUUCAUAAGCCCUCAGAUGGACUCUGAAAUCUAUGAGGAACCAGAGAAAUUCAAAUAUGACAGAUUCCUCAAUUCAGAUGGUACAGAAAAAACAGAUUUCUACAAAGAAGGGGAAAAGCUCAAGUACUACAACAUGCCCUGGGGAGCAGGAAUAAAUAUCUGUAUCGGAAAGUUCUAUGCAGUCAAUAGCAUCAAACAGUGUGUUUUCCUCCUCUUAAGCCAUUUUGAUUUGGAGCUAAAAGAUCCUGAUGCAAAGAUCCCAGACUUCGACAAGGAAAGAUACGGUUUUGGAAUGCUGCAGCCAGAAAACGAUAUCACCAUUCGAUACAAACUGAAAGAUCAAUGAACUGAUUCCCUUAUUUUUCUCAUAACUGAGUUAUUUGGGGUAUCCCUUUGUGUUUGGCAAGAAAACAGAUGCUGCUUGGUUUCAGUUGAAAUAUAUGUAUUAAAUAGCUAUGGGAAGGUUUACAUAUUACAGCCACAGGGAGGAAGUUUUCAGUUGAUUUGUGAGGUUCAUGUCCAGAGGUUGACCGGAUGAUUUUCAUUCUUGUACUGCAAACCAAUCUUUUUGGACAUUUGCACUAGUGUGAGGUGUGGGGGGUGGGGUGUUGAUUUAGCCCAGUACAUUUUUUGUGAAAAAAGGAAAAGGUGCCAGUACUUGUAUUUAACAUUGUGCCAAUUUCCACCAAUUCCCCUCUUCUUCUGCAGAUGCCAACUAAAUUGUUGCUGAAGGUCCACUCUCUCUCGUUCUCUGGCUGAGUGGGGUGGGCCAGUACACUUGAGAAAGCCCCUACUUCACCCCCAAAAGUGCUGGUACUCCAUAUUGGUGAGUACCAUCAUGAAAAAGGCUUAAUUUAGCCACACAAACAAUUCCUCCAUGUGGUAGAAUCCACGACAGGAAGUGGACAUGUAUAGAGGCCUCUGGUUAUUGGAAGCAUGUUGUGAAAAUUAUAUCAAUUGGAUUGGAAAAACAAAUCCCCCACAAACCAGAGACACUGUUGCUGAAUUAUUUACCUGAUUUAUCUAGAGAUCAGCAAAUGGUUGCCUUACACAUGAUUACUGCUGCGAGGCUGAUUUUUGCCAGGCAAUGGACAAGAUUGGUUGUUGAAAAUAAAGAUCUACAUUUUAGUGAAAUUGACCAUUUAUCAAAAAAUAGAGAUAUUUAUGGAGUAGAUCUUUUAUGGUCAAAAGCAAUAGAAAGACUGGAACUGGCAAUUGUAUAUUUGGAAAUAAUGUCGAUAUUGUCAGUUGUUGAGGAAGGGUCCUAUAUGUCCAUGGAGGCAGGAGGGAAGGAGAUUUAGAUUGGCAAUGUAUCUUAUAAAUAUUUUGUUUUUGUUUAUUUUUUGUAUAUUUCUGUAACCUUUUUAUUUAGAUAUAUGUAUUUUAAAACAAAAGAAAGGAAUCCACCACAGGAGAACAUUUAAAAUGACCACCACAUGCCAAGUAAACAGGCCUUAAAGUCAGUCAGUCAGUACCUUUAUUGGCAUAAACAGGCCUUAAAAUGUCCAUAAAUAACUUAGCAAAAAAAUGAUUGUUAAAUUAACUAGCCCAAAUAAAAGAUUCCCUUAUCAAGUUAAGCAGAAUCGGUGAAGUUGCUGUUUAAGCUAGGCUUUCUUCACAACAGGCCCAGGUUGCCCCAGACAGUAGGCCGGAAGAUUUAGUGAAGUUCAAAUGGAUAGGCCGAGGGAUAAGUUUGUUCUGUGCUUUUGUUCUGCCCGUCUUCUGCAGAUCCUUUAUGCCCUGUUCCCAUCUCCAGUUUAUCAAAAGCUGUAAUGAUAUUAUAUAUAUUUAUUUAGGAGCCUUCAAUGGGACUUGUUUCUGUAAAACAGGCUUGUGGGCAGCCAGUGUGUCGACACUGUCUGCUUUAGUCCCUGUAGAACUUCAAAACAUUAUUCCAUCAUUUUUCAAUUAGAAAUAAAAAUCUAAAUGCACUUAAGUCACCUUAAAAAAAAGACAGAUGCACUUUUCUAUUUGAGUCCUAUUAUUUUAACAAAGCUAACAAUAAGCAAGUAUACUUUAAUCUCAACACAAAUUAUAAUCAAUUCUAUGAAAAACUUUCCAGUUCUUAUUACUGUCAGUAUAAAGUUCUUUUCAACACCAAGUGGAAAGAAGCAGCCUGCUGGGAUCCCUGCUACAGUUGCUUGCAACAUUUGCACACUACAAAUCCUUUAUAAAACAGGCAUUGCAUUAAAAACAAAGCCCUGGUUUACCUACCAUAUCUGUACUCAAUCAUUCUCCUUCAUGCCCUUUAACCAAAGAGAACUGGCCAUCUGGAAACGUUUCAUUGAAGGAGAGAGUAAUGCCAUAUACUUUUUUUAAAAUAACUUUUUAUUUCUCAAUGUUUUGGUAUAACAAUAAUAUAACAAUAAUCAACAAUAAUACAGUGGUAACAAGAUUCCAAACAUUUUAAACUAGAUUAAUGAGUCAAGUAAAGAAUAUUUUUACAGGUGUUAACAAUCAAUGUCUACGUAUUUCUUCGGUACAGCAUAAGCUUCAAUAAUAUGCGCUGUGACAUGGUUUAAGAAAGGAAGCUAUCUUUCCAUAAAGAAUGAAUGGUAAUUAGAUUUCUCAGAAGAAGCUAUUUGGUCUGUUAUUUUAUCAGAAAUUAAAAGAUCCCAGAUCUUUGAUAUCCAUUGUGGGCAUACCGUCACUUUUCCAUUUUUGAGCUAUAGUCAUCUUAUAAAAAAUGAAAUUUAGGUAGUAUUAUUGAUUUGAUUAGUUCUGUUUUUUCUAGCCAAUUCAAUUGUAUCUUUGAUCAGUCCUUCAGUGUGCUCUGUACGUAUGAGCUAAGAGGUUUAAAGCUGACAUCAAACCAUUCUGUCAAAUUAAAAGGGAUGUUUAUUCCCAGGUGUCGCCAAGAUUUGCCUACCCAUUUGAAUUUGUAGGAGUCCAAUAGCUAUUGUUUUGUUGGUUUGAUUCAUAUAGGGUAUAUUUCCGAUUUAGUAUAGUUUAUGCCAUCUACUUUGAAGGAGGUGGUCAUAAAACCUCUUCUGAAACAGAUAUGCCUGGACCCAAAUUUUUGUAACAUAUACUGGCCUCCAUUUAACCACUGCACUAAGCAAAGUGUGAAGACUUCCUCCAAUUUAAGUGGCUCUUCUACUGGCACAAAGUAAGGUUCUUGAACUGGUAGUGGCCAACCAGCUCCAGUUAUUUCUUCUAUGAGGCAGACUGGUAGUGGAGAGUGGCGUAAAGUGACAGAUGACUCAUGGUGACCUUCUGCUGGGGUUUUCAACGCAAGAGGCUAAAAGGUGGUUUGCCAUUGCCUGGCUAUGCAUAGUGAUCCUGGUCUUCCUUGGAGGUCUCCCAUCCAAUUACUAACCAAAACUGACCCUGCGUAGCUUCUGAGAUCUGAUGAGAUCAGGCUUCCCUGGGCUAUCCAGAUUAGGGCUAUGAGAUAAACUCAUUUUAAUCCUACUUCAGGACUAGUUUUGGAGCAAACCUGGUCUUAAUGGCCCUGAGAUGGGCACGAACCAAAAUAUGAACCAAAGUUUGUGACGAACCGAGCUGGUUCGUGAUUUGCGAACUGGCGGUCCAUCAGAGCCCAUUUCUGAUGAACUUUUUUUGGUUCAUCGCUGCAGACAGCCUGGCGCCAAUCAAUCAGUUUCCUAGGCAACAGGGGAUGGACUUCCUGCAGACCUUCUGCUGACCCGGAAGUGGCCUUUUGCUGACCCGGAAGUGGCCUUUUGCUGACCUGGGUGUGCCAUUUUCAUGAACCAAACAAAGUUUGUGAUUUGUGAAAUGCGAUGAACCGCAGACCGCAUGGUUCAUUUUUUUUCUGGUUUGUGCUCAUCUCUAGUCCUGAGGGAUUGGCAGGGGGACACUAUUCAUUCUUCUGGAUUGGUUAAGCUAGAUAAGUAAAGGGGACACUAAGCUCAGGUGAUUACAUCCUAUUGGGAAAUGGUGCUAAGUAUCACUGGUACCUGUGCUAUCGGUCCACAGGGUUCUGUGCUUUUGAAUACCUUCAUGAAACCUCUGAGAGAGGUCAUUUGGGGACGUGAAAUGAGAUUUUACCAGUAUGUUGAGGACACCCAGUUUCAUUCUGUUUUUUGACCACAUCAGGUGGGACAGUAGAUGUUAUAAACGAGAUCUGGGAGACAGUUAUAAGAACAAAAUGAUCUUAGCUGAUAAUGGUGUCAACCAGGGAGUGAGAAGGCAAUCUCUUCUGGAUGAAUUGGCACAAUACUUCUUUUAAUGGUGCAAGUUGAUAUUUUGAGGAUAUGAGAUCCAGGCCUAUCCAUGAGAGCUCUGGCUUCUACUCUGGCUUGUAGCAUCUUUAGCCAGUUUGGGUUGGAUUAGCACCUACAGUUUUUCUUUGAGAGGCAUGAUUUGCCCACACUCUGAUCACAUCCAAAUUUAGACUACAGUAUAAAGUAGGUCUGACUUUGGUGACAGCCCUGAAGCUGCAACUGGUACAAAAUGUAGCUGUGAAAUUGUUGACUGGUAUAUAUACUUUAUAUCUCACCAGUUUUAAGAAUGCUACAAUACCUGUCUGUCAACCUCUGGGCCCAAUCUUUUUUUUUAACAUUCAGUUUAUAUACCACCCUUCAGGACAACUUAACACCCACUCAGAGCAGUUUACAAAGUGUGUUGUUAUUAUUAUCUGAAGUGCUGGCUAUCCUGGAGAGCUCUAAAUAGCCUGACCAGGGAUAUAAAAGACUGCUUUGUCUCUCAUUGACCCCAAGGGAUAGGACUAUUUUUUGAGGUCGCUCCUUGACUCCAAAAUACUCUGUCUGCAAAUAUUCACCUGAUGCAGAGUCUGUUGGAAUUUCGACAUCAGAAAAAAGAUUUCCUUUUUACUGAAACCUAUUGCUCCCCACGGAAAACAUGGCUCUUUUGCAUGAAUGCUGUCUAAUUGGAAUAAUAUGUUAAUUGCCCUCUUUAUUUAUUGCUGCUUUUAACUGUAUUUAUUGUUGUUUUAAUUGCUUUGUGAAUUAUUUUACCCUAUCUGUUUUAAUAUGACUAGCUUAUUAUUAAUAAUGCUGCUGGUUUUUGCUACUGGUUUUCUAUGUAUUUUGUUAUUCAAGGUUCAGAUUUUUAAAAAUUCUAUUGUAUAGGAUAAUGGUCUCUUGGUAAGCCAUCUUGAGAAUCUUUGAUUAAGAAAGCGGGAUGAAAAUAUUUUCAUUCAACAAAUAAAUACUUCAACUAUUCCGA